This is a messenger RNA of Jatropha curcas, 1297 nucleotides long. RefSeq names its product vacuolar protein sorting-associated protein 26A. Lineage: Eukaryota; Viridiplantae; Streptophyta; Magnoliopsida; Malpighiales; Euphorbiaceae. The record is from RefSeq and is a predicted model, not a curated record. Gene Ontology annotation, biological process: intracellular protein transport.
CUUUCCAAAAAAGUGAAACAGAACGACAGACUGACAGUUGACGCAAAUCGACGAGGAAAAGAAAUAAACAAGAACAGGGAAAAAGCGCUGCUGAUCUGAGUCAUUGGAAGCUUCAAAUCCGCCCAUUUCAAUGCUUUUUGAGGUUCUUCUUCUUCUUCAUGCGUAACAAAGUUGCCAAACGGAGAAGAUCAUGAAUUUCUUAGUUGGAGCUUUUAAGCCGCCAUGUACUAUUUCAAUCAUUUUUGCUGAUGCAAGAACUCGCAAGCAGGUCCCAUUGAAGAACGAUAAUGGCCAAACAAUUAUGGUUCCUCUCUUUCAAAGUCAAGAAAACAUUGUCGGAGAGGUUGUUAUAGAACCAUUACAGGGAAAGAAGCUUGAACAUACUGGUGUUACAAUCAAGCUGAUUGGUCAGAUAGAAUUGUUUUUUGACCGAGGCAACUUCUAUGAGUUUACAUCUCUUGUUCGUGAACUUGAUAUUCCUGGCGAAUUGUAUGAAAGAAAAACAUACCCCUUCGAAUUUUCUACAGUUGAAAUGCCAUAUGAGUCUUACAAUGGAGUCAACGUGAGGCUUAGGUAUAUAUUGAAAGUGACAAUCAGUCGAAACUAUGUCAACAACAUCGUACAGUGCCAAGAUUUUGUGGUACACAAUUAUACGCCGCUUCCAUCAAUCAAUAACAGUAUCAAGAUGGAAGUUGGAAUUGAGGAUUGCCUGCAUAUUGAGUUUGAAUACGGUAAAAGCAAGUACCAUUUGAAGGACGUUAUCAUUGGCAAAAUAUAUUUUCUUCUGGUUAGAAUUAAGAUUAAAAAUAUGGAGCUUGAGAUCAGGCGCCGUGAGUCAACAGGAUCAGGGCCUAACACGUAUGUUGAGACAGAGACCCUUGCAAAAUUUGAGUUGAUGGAUGGUGCUCCUGUCCGAGGAGAAUCAAUUCCAAUCCGACUGUUUUUGAGCCCAUACGAGUUGACACCCACAUAUCGUAACAUCAACAACAAAUUCAGUGUGAAGUAUUAUUUGAAUCUUGUUCUAGUUGACGAAGAGGACAGACGGUAUUUUAAGCAGCAAGAAAUCACAGUUUAUAGGCUUCUUGAAAAUCCAUGACAUUAUGGUUUUGCUUUCUUGAAGUCUAUUCGUGUUUGCAUGGGAUUUCUUCCAGACAAACCUGUUUUUGGCUUCUAAGAAGAACCUUUGAAACGAUCGAAACCACUACAUUGUUUUAUAUUUUCCUUAACUGUUAACACCUCAUGUUUUAUUUUUAUUUUUUUAUGAAUUUUUUUUUAUCAAUUUGGCCCUUUUCAUUCA